AUGUACGGUUAUGUCAUGCAAGGGAAUCUUGUAAAGAUAUCAGCAGACGCAUCUUCUGCAGAUGAACACGGCCUUUCGGCUACACACAACAUUCUCAGCUUUUUAGGAGCUGUAGCUACCACUACAGCUGUGGAGACCAUGAAGAAAGAGGGAGAACCAUUGUUGCAAUCAAAUCCACGUGACAAACUCUGA
Eruca vesicaria subsp. sativa (arugula) is the source of this 192-nucleotide messenger RNA. The record is from the annotation of a GenBank genome assembly. NCBI's taxonomy places the organism in Eukaryota, Viridiplantae, Streptophyta, Magnoliopsida, Brassicales, Brassicaceae.